This is a messenger RNA of Spodoptera litura, 3431 nucleotides long. RefSeq lists its product as uncharacterized. The record is from RefSeq and is a predicted model, not a curated record. NCBI's taxonomy places the organism in Eukaryota, Metazoa, Arthropoda, Insecta, Lepidoptera, Noctuidae.
UGUGCUUUUCCGUUCAUCUUUGAAAAUCGAGUUCGAUUUUCACUUGUAGUUGACUGAAAUUAAAUUAGAAAUAAAGUGUUUUUCAUCUUCAUACAUUAACAAAAGUUGUAUACAAUGUCGGUUACAUCAAGAUCUAGUAGUAUAAACUCGAAUAAACGACGGAUCGAUGAGAUUGACGAUACGAUUGAAUACCUAACUAACGAAGUCAAUAAAUGUGAUGAUUUUGCCUUGAAAUCAGAUUUUGAAUCUUCAUUAUUAGCUUUAAAAUUAAGAAGAGAAAAAGUGAAGGCUCUUGCUGCGGCCGCAAGGACCCAAGUUUUGCUGGCCGACAUGGAGGUUCUGAUAGCUGAGAGCGACCUUCUUUCUGACGUAGAGCGAUUAAAAAAAUAUAAGAAGAAUAAAUUGGAUGGCGGGAAAGAUGAACUCCAAGCAAACCAACAUGAAUCCAUAAGAACUAUGAAGUCAACCUCUGUUCAGACUUCAAUGUAUUACAGAACUGAGCGCAAGAAAAGAAAGCAUAGUGAGUCUGGACACUCAUCAAAGCAUUCUGACUGGGAAGCAAUACGGUCACAAUCCAUUCCCAAAAGCCCUUACACCAAUCAAAACUCCCUUAGCACCUGUAAAGAUAAUCCUAUGGAACCAUUGGUGUCGACUCAGGCAAGCCAACAAGAAGCUUCCCAAAGUACUACAAUGUCAACUUCUGUCCAAACUUCAUUUGAUGACGGAAAUGAGCAUCAACCCAAGAAAAUGAAGUAUAAUGACCCUAGAUGUUCUCCGACUCACUCUGACACUGAAACUAUACAGUUGCAGUCUGUCUCUAGAAGCCCUAGUGCGGAAAAAAUCCUUUGCGCCAUCCUUAAUGAUUCAGGAGAGCCAUUGGUGUCGACUCAAGCAAGCCAACAAGAAUGUACUCAGAUUCCAGAGUCUAACUCUAACAAAACUUCUAAUGCUUACAGAAACGAAUAUGAGUAUGAGUUCACAACAUCAAAGCUUAUUGAUGCUAUACAUUCUCCGAUGCACAUUGACAUUGAUAUGUUAGAGCAGUCUGUCUCCAAAAGCCCCAUCACUGAAAAAGAGACCUAUACCAGCCACAAAGAUGGAACGGAACCAUUGGAAAAAGGUUACAGAAGCGAACUAGAGCAUGAGCACAAGAAUAGAAAGCCUAGUGAUCCUAGACGUACACCGAAACACUGGGACUGCGAACUGACGCACUGGGACAUCGAUACAAUAGAGGUACAGUCAAUCUCUAAAACUACUACCGCUGUGCGAAAAUCUCAUGCCAGCAGUGAAGACAGUCUAAUAGAACCGUUGAAGGUGAUUACUGGAUAUACCACUGAUAUAGACAUAUCACUAUCCAGUCCUUUAAAAGCUGAAUUCGCCAAACCAUAUGCAAUCAAACAGUCUCAAGACAUUCGUAAGUUACAAACAGAAUCUUUAAACACAUGUAAAGUCACUCCAGCCCCAGAACUUAAAGAAAAAAAGAAGAAGAAAUCAAAGAACAAAAGGAAACAAGAAAAUCCUGCUGCAUCUACUAAACCUUCUGGGAUAACAACGAAAACUGUUUCAGAGAUCAAUAGAAGAGCUUUUAGUCCGAAGCCUAAUCCUUAUAAUGCAUUAAUUUCGUACCGUCCCCAGGACUUGCCACCUGCUACAAGCAAGAGUACACCUUCUACAAAAGCUCCUAGUAAACAUAUUCUGCCAUUGAUGAUCCCACGACCGCCUCCAUUAGGUCCGUGCCUCGGUAUGGGCAACCCUGUACCGCAAACCAGUUCAUUCCAGUCCACAACUCGUUUAUGCCGGUCACCAUACAACUUCUACAACAAGAAGAAAUAAAAAUAAGUUAAGGCAUAAGGUUUCCCCUUUAAUAUUUGCAAGAGUUGUUUAAAACAUUUGUUUAUGUUUCAGAUGUCUUUUAAAAUCUCUUAGAGAUGCAAAGUAUAAUAUUAUUUUAUUGUAAGGACUGAUUUAAUGUAACUAAAGGACUGAUCUAUUCACCAACAUAUGUUGUAUGUUGUUUGAUUGAUGAUGUGAACAAUUAAGGAAUAUAAAUAAUUUUAAUGUCAUAUAAUUAUGUAUUUUAAAACUUGCUUAUUUCUAAUAAUUUUGAACAAAUUAAAUCAUGUUGGAAUAGUUUCAAUAAGAAUUCAUGUAAAAUGCAAUCUACCUCUGCACCAAAUUUCAUCUAAAUCUGUUAAGCUAUUUAGGUGUAAAAUUCCUAAAUUUUAUACAAUAUGUAAACUUACAGUUAGCUUAAAAUAAUUAUUAAAAAUACUAUUAUUGUGUUAGAAGCUGAUACAAAUGGAUCUACAAGGUUCAAUUGUCGACAAUUGAAACAAAUUUUAAAUAAUUUGCAUAAUUCUUGUAGAAACAUUUGUUAAUAGUUUUAGACACAUAAUACCGGUAAUUUUUCUAUUAGAUAACACAUUUCGAAACGCAAAAUGACAAUUUGUUAGUUUGAAAUGUGUUUUCCGUAUUUUAUAUUGAGAAUAUGCUUAUAAACAAUGUUCAGUUAAUAUUUUUUUAGAAUUUUUACUCAAUUUUUUUUAAGCUAAUUGUGUAUUUAAUUGUAAAGGUGAACUAAUUGGCGUACUGAAUUGAUUAUUGGAAAGGCCGCCAUCUAUGUGUAUCAAAUUGAACUGAACAGUACGUUUUUUAAAGUCUUUGCAAAGAAAAGUAUGACAUUAUUUUAAGUACAAAAAAACUAUAACUUUACGUGACCAAAGAGUUACUUCUAGAAUGUCCUAUAGAUAAUAAGUAUAAAAGCUAAUAAUAAUUGUUGUGAUAAUGAUAAUUUUAUUCCUAAUUCUAUUUUAAUUACGAUUUUAUGUAGAACGUAAAAAGUAUGACUUUUUUUAUUUUCAAUGAAAGUGUUUGCAAAAACAUAAUAAUUAUAUGUAUGGUGCAUUUUUCAAGGAUGUAGGUAUUUGUAUUAUAACUUUCGUGAUACAUACUAAACAAAUUAUUAUGUUUUCGACUUACUCAUGUAAUUAUUUGUCGACGAACUCGACUCGACAGUAGUCGCCGCGUCGCGGGUCGCGAAAUGCUGCUCAUAAAUAUGAGCCUCUAGCAUAGAAGCUAGUCGAGUUCCUCGACAAAUAAUUACGUGAGUAAGCCGAAAACAUAAUUUAUGAAGUAGGUAUUUCUAAAGUUCAUUGUACAGCGUCUACCUACAGACUUACUUUAAGUACUUUAUACAUAGCUGUAUUAUACCUAAGGCAAACUAGACAAGUCUAAGUCGCCAGGAUACAGAAGGGCGCCGUAAGACGCGGUGCCUAACUGCCCAUAGAGUCACGGUGGCGCCAAAAAAAAUAGGAACGCCCAUCGGGUGCUUACUUUGUCCUGGAUAACAAAAAACACUAUCAGUAUGACUGAAAAUGCAAAAUAAUGCUGCCAUAAUUAUUUUGAUUGUGUUUUAAUAAUUUUUAUAUUUU